Molecule: messenger RNA, 822 nt
Organism: Paralichthys olivaceus (Japanese flounder)
Lineage: Eukaryota; Metazoa; Chordata; Actinopteri; Pleuronectiformes; Paralichthyidae
Gene: nme4
Product: NME/NM23 nucleoside diphosphate kinase 4
Biological process (GO): GTP biosynthetic process; CTP biosynthetic process; UTP biosynthetic process
Molecular function (GO): nucleoside diphosphate kinase activity
Source: RefSeq, a predicted model, not a curated record
GGAACUCACUGAGUUGAUUGUGUUUCAGUGGGAGCUGCAGUCAGGUGGGACAGACCCGUGAGUUGUGAUUGAGCAGAGUUGACUUCUGUCUCCUGAGGCUGACGGGACACACAUCAGAACAUGAGCGUGUUGCGGAGCUGCGUUUUUCACGGAGUCACUCGUCCGUUUUAUUGGAGACAUCGAGAAACCACUAAAGAGCUGGUGUCUGGGUUUGCAGCCGCUCUGCUGUGUGGACUCAGGAGCAAAUCAAGUCUUCCAGAUGUCAGGGAGCGGACCCUCAUCGCUGUGAAGCCUGAUGGAGUCCACCGACGUCUUGUAGGACAAAUAAUUCAGCGGUUUGAGCAGCGGGGUUUCAAGCUGGUCGGUCUGAAGAUGUUACAGGUGUCUGAUGAUCUCCUGGCUCAGCACUACUGUCAUCUGAGGACAAAGCCCUUCUACCCCAAUCUGCAAGAAUACAUGACCUUAGGGCCCGUGGUCGCCAUGGUGUGGGAAGGGCACAAUGUUGUCCAGACCUCACGCACCAUGGUGGGACACACUAACCCAGCUGAGGCCCAGUCCGGCACAGUCAGAGGAGAUUUCAGCAUUCAUGUCAGCAGGAACGUGGUCCAUGCCAGUGAUUCCCGGGAGGGGGCUGAGCGGGAGAUCCAGCUGUGGUUUCAGGGUAAAGAGCUCCUGAACUGGGACAGCUGUGACCAGACCAUCACCUGCGAGCCGUGAAGACACAGUUGAAUGCAGUGAGAUUCAGUCUUGUUACCUCUUCUCCUGCUGCUCGGAAAACAAUUCAGUGUUCCUGCCCAAAAAAAUAAAUGCACUAACUCUAAA